AUGUCUAGCCCGAUCCGAGAUGGCUCUCCAAAUGGCCAUCCGUCACCCGGAUCGGUCUCUAGCUCCCCCCAACCCGUUAAUCACCGCAGGAGCGAUAGCGAGCUCUCCGAUACACAAAAUGCCGGUGCCUCUCUUGCCGCGUCGCCGUCCCCCGACCCGGAAGAUUCGACCGUGUACGCGAACGGCGGUCACGACUUCGCCGAGAGCAGUAGCUCUACCGAUGAGAACAAUGCAUCCGAUGAUGCCGACUUUGAUAUGGAUGAUGAAGCAGACGAUGAUCUUGCUACUGCGCAAAGUGACGGCGCUGGUGACGCGAGGUCGAGCUCCAAGAGCUCCAAUAGCUCCUCCAGGCCUGCCAAGCGUAAGGCUGCCGUUGAGGAAGACGCCUAUAUCAAGGCCAAUCCAGAGCUAUAUGGCCUGAGGAGAAGUGGACGGCCAACCCAACAACGAAAAAUCAUUGAGUCAGACGAUGAAAGCGACUCUGAUAUUGUGCCCGCUAACCGAAGAGGUGCGAAACGACGUCGCGUAGAGACAUCUCAACGAUCUUCCAAACGUACUACACCCGCGCAACAAGCGUCUUUCAAUGAUUCCGACUCGGAUACCUACGGGGGAGCCCGCGCAAAACUCUUCCGAAAGAAGGCCCGUCGUCAACGGGAAGCCGAACCAUCGUCGCUUCUCGUCGAGAAGCGUUGGUCGAGCCGUCGAGCCGCCCAGAUUCAGCAAGGCGCCUACGAAGAAAGCGAUGCCGAAGAGGAAGACGAAGAGCCCGCUCAAUACUACUAUACGGAGGUAGAUAACUCUCCCUACAUCGACAAGGUGCUGCGGCACCGGCUGAAAGACGACCUCGAACUUGACGAGAACGUUACUCGAAAUGACUUCGAGUACUUCAUCAAAUGGCAGGGCAGAUCUCAUCUACACGAUACGUGGGAGGACCUUGACACUCUACGCAACACACGUGGCUACAGGAAAGUGGAGAACUAUUACAGGGUGGUUGUUGAGAACGAGCUAUAUAUCCGCUUCGGAUACGAUGUGCCGCCAGAGACGAAGGAGCAGUUCUUCCUUGACCGUGAGCGUGCUGAAGAGGCCCUCGCGGACUACACCAAGGUAGACAGAGUCGUCGCUGUCCGAGAUGGCGAGGAGGAGACCGAGUAUCUCAUCAAGUGGAAAGGCUGCUACUAUGACGAGUGCACCUGGGAGGCCGCCUCCGCCAUCAGCCAAGACUUCCAGGAGAAGAUAGAUCAGUUCCUGGACCGCUCCUCCCGUCAGUGGGUCUCUGACCGGAAGGAAACGAAUCCGGAUACUCGAAGCCGGAUGACCAAGCUCGAGUCGCAACCCGAGUACAUCCAGGGCGGCGAGUUGCGAAGCUUUCAGCUCAGAGGCCUCAACUUCCUUUGCCUCAACUGGACCCGUGCGAACAACGUCAUCCUAGCUGACGAAAUGGGCUUGGGCAAAACCGUGCAGAGCGUCUCGUUUCUCAGUUGGCUUCGUAACUGCCGUGGCCAAGAAGGCCCAUUUCUCAUUGUUGCUCCGCUCAGUGUUAUCCCUGCGUGGGGUGAUACGUUUGACCACUGGUCGCCCGACAUAAACUACGUCGUCUACUUGGGCAACGAAACAGCGCGGCAGACGAUCCGAGAGAAUGAGUUGUUGAUCAACGGCAAUCCGAAGAAGCCCAAGUUCAACGCCCUGAUCACCUCGUAUGAGAUGAUCCUUCAAGAUUGGGCCUUUCUCCAAACCAUCAAGUGGCAAUCACUUCUCGUGGACGAGGCGCACCGUCUGAAGAACCGCGAAUCGCAGCUCUACGCCAAGCUUGUGAGCUUCGGUGUCCCUUCCAAGGUCUUGAUCACCGGAACCCCGAUUCAGAACAACCUGGCCGAGCUGUCGGCCCUGAUGGACUUCCUGAAUCCAGGCCGCGUCGUGAUAGACGAAGACCUGGAGAAUCUUUCCGGUAACGAUACGCAGGAAAAGUUGCAAGAGCUGCACAAGUCGAUUGCUCCGUACAUCCUUCGACGUACAAAGGAGACGGUCGAGUCUGAUCUUCCGCCCAAGACCGAGAAGAUCAUCCGUGUCGAGUUGUCCGACGUUCAACUAGACUACUACAAAAACAUUCUGACUCGGAACUAUGCUGCCCUCUCGGACGCGACCGGUCAGAAGAGCUCUCUGUUGAACAUCAUGAUGGAGCUCAAGAAAGUCAGCAACCACCCUUAUAUGUUUCCCGGCGCCGAAGACCGGGUUCUGGCUGGCAGUACGCGUCGCGAAGACCAGAUCAAGGGAUUGAUCACGAGCAGUGGUAAAAUGAUGCUUCUCGAUCAGCUGCUGACGAAGCUGAAGAAGGACGGCCAUCGCGUCCUCGUCUUCAGCCAGAUGGUCAAAAUGCUGGACAUCCUCGGCGACUAUCUCGCCCUCAGAGGCUACAAGUUCCAACGCCUAGAUGGCACCAUCGCGGCCGGCCCACGUCGCAUGGCAAUCAAUCAUUUCAACGCCGAAGACAGCGACGACUUUUGCUUUCUCCUGUCUACCCGUGCGGGUGGCCUGGGCAUCAACCUCAUGACGGCCGAUACCGUCAUCAUCUUCGACUCGGAUUGGAAUCCGCAGGCCGACUUGCAAGCCAUGGGUCGGGCUCACCGUAUUGGUCAGAAGAAGCCCGUCAGCAUCUACCGGCUGGUUUCCAAAGAAACGGUCGAGGAGGAAGUGCUCGAACGAGCACGCAACAAGCUCCUUCUGGAAUAUCUCACAAUCCAGGCUGGUGUCACCGAUGAUGGCAAGGCAUUCCGAGAAGAGUUUAGUAAGAAGGGCUUGAGGAUGGAUGGCCCGAACUCGGCGGAGGACAUUCAGUGGGUUCUCAAAAUGCGUUCCCAAAAGAUGUUCGAGCAGGUUGGAAACCAGGAACGUUUGGAGCAGCUCGACAUCGACUCGAUAUUGGAGAAUGCCGAAGUCACGAAAACGAAGGUUGACGACAAGAUCAAUCUCAGCAGCGGUGGUAUCGACUGGGACAACUUCAUGCAGUACACAGACGUCAAGGUCGAUGACCUUAACCUUGACUGGGACCAAAUCAUUCCCGCCGAGGAACUGGCCAACAUCAAGCGUGAGGACGAAAAGAAACAGCACGACGACUACCUGGCCAAGGUUGCUGCCGAAAGCGCACCUCGCCGGGCGGCCACGAAACACCGCGACACAGAGUCCGAGCGCGCCGACCGCCUGGCGAAGAAGCGGCAAAGAGAGGAGCAGCUGCGCAAGGAAGAAGAGGAGAAACGUGCGUUGUUGUCAGAUCCUCGCCGGCCUCUGACCGAGAAGGAAACGAGGAAUCUCCUCAAAGCUUUCUUCAGGUUCGGCGCCGUGGAGGACCGGGGCGACGAAAUCGUCCAGGAGGCGCGCCUGAGCGAUAGGGACCGCGAUUUCCUAAAGUCCAUCAUUGACGACUUUGUCAAAGCGUGCGACCGGGCCCUCGAGGAGAAUAAUGCCAGACUACGGGAGGACGAGCGGAAGCUCGGCAAGACACUCACGAAAAAGGACAAGAAGGCAGUGCUGGUCGACUUUGGCGAGGUUCGCAAGAUGAAUGCCGAGACGGCCAUAGAGCGGCCGAAGCAGCUUCGUUUGCUCCGCCAGGUGCUGCAAAAGAGCGACGACUGGAAAAAGUUUCGCCUUCCGGACGCGUCCAAGGCAGCGCACUACUCCUGUGAAUGGGGCGCCAAGGAAGAUGCCAUGCUCCUUGUCGGUCUCAACCGCUACGGGUUCGGAGCUUGGACGCAGGUCCGGGAUGAUCCCGAGCUAGAACUGCAGGACAAGUUAUUCCUAGAGGAGCACCGUGUCGAGAAGAAGGAGGAGCGAAGCAAGGCGACUGACAAGGGCAUCAACUCCCCCGGCGCCGUCCAUCUUGUUCGUCGUUCCGAAUACCUGCUUUCCGUCUUGCAAUCCAAGUACUCCGCAGACGCGGCUGCCCAGAAGGCAGUGGAGAACCACCAUCGGAACAACAAGAAGCACAUGUCGAACGGACACCGCCGGAGUAUGGAGGGUAGCGCUGCGGCUUCUCCCGGCGCUCCGGCCACGAAGAAGAGCUCUCAUAAUCGAGACAGAGAGCGCGACCAUCACCAGUCACGAAGCAACGCUGACGAGCGGGGCACACCGAGACCGGAUUCUAAGCGAAAGCAUUCGGGAUAUGACGAGGGUCGUAUUCCCAAGCAUCGACGGACGGAUGAUGAUCGCCGCGCGAGGAGCUAUAGCGACAGCCGAGCGUCCCCCAGGCCGGAGAAGAGACGGCAUCGUGACGACGACGAUCGGAGCAGCAGCCAUAAGCAUCGGCGUGCUGAUGACGCGCGUCCCAAGGAGGAUCGUCGUGACAGUCAGGGGAAUCAAGAAGAGCGCGAACGCCGGAAUCAGGCGCUAGCCCGCUUGGCCGAGCUCCGUCGCAUGGGCGACAGCAGCGAACAGAGGGAGAAGGAUCCCGACGCGAUGCUCUGGUAUCUUCUGAAACCCGUGCGCGAAAACUUUGAGAAGAUCCUCGGCACUACCAAGGAUAAAGUCCGAUCCAGCAAGGAACGUGCCAAGAUCUUUGGUGCAGAACUCGUCAUUAUCGGCGACUUUUUAGACCGCGAGUUUGUCCGAGAUUCCGAUGUAUCACUUAAGAACCGUUUCUGGGAAUUCUUGGCAAAUCUAUGGCCAGUCGACAGUACGAGCAAUCCCGUCACGGCCGACCGGCUCAGCUAUUUAUACAGGACCAUUCGAGACAGGGAGAGGAAGUUACAGCAGGAACAGGCAGCGAAGGCCGCUGCUAACGGCACGCCCACCAACUAA
This is a messenger RNA of Sodiomyces alkalinus F11, 4788 nucleotides long. Its product is annotated as SNF2 family domain-containing protein. The transcript has 5 exons. Gene Ontology annotation, biological process: regulation of transcription by RNA polymerase II; nucleosome organization. Lineage: Eukaryota; Fungi; Ascomycota; Sordariomycetes; Glomerellales; Plectosphaerellaceae. The record is from RefSeq and is a predicted model, not a curated record. Gene Ontology annotation, cellular component: nucleus; chromatin. Gene Ontology annotation, molecular function: DNA binding; histone binding; ATP hydrolysis activity. Bases 1 to 4788 code for a protein of 1595 amino acids.